AUGUCGCUUCAGUAUGCGCACAUACAGGAAGCCCUGUACUACGAAACCAUACAGCCGACAGUAAAUUCGGAAAGAGACCCGCAGCAGUCCGUUCCCAGUGAAGGAUCGUACUACGAGAGCAUCAAGCCGGCGGGAAAAUCCGUCAAAGGCAAGCAGCAAUUCGUCCACACACUGUUCAUGAGGCCUCCGCCGACGCUGCCACCUCCGCUGUGGAGACCGCCACACCACAGGGACACGGUGAUCCUGCCCUACUUUCCGCUCGUAAGAGGUUACAAUCGCGGUCACGCUCCCUGGAGGCAACGGGGAUCCCUCAACCGUGGCUUCCCGCACAGACUCGGAGUGGGUGCACUGAGCGGACUAUACGACGACGGUACUCUCAACGAUGAGCCUGGGGCAACCAGCUCAAUCCUGCCGCUGUCCGGGUCGGGACCGAACAGCGUUCACCCGAUGUCCGGCAGCUUCGAAUGGCCCCUGCCCCACUUCAGCCGGCUGCACUGGACGCCAGUACUGACCCACUUGUGGAACUCUCACCCUAGUUCGGGCACGGGCCACGUUGACAUGCCGGUUGUCAUUCAUAAAAAGAAGGUCGUGAAGAUCAAGCCAAAGCCUCCGAGAAAGCCGACGCGCAAGCCCGAAGCCGAGCCCGAAGAAGAAAAACCUGAACCCAAGCUCGCGGAAACAACGUCCGUGAACCCCACGGAGAACCCCAUCGAAAACCCUACCGAAUGGACUCUGGACGUUCCUUUCGACUGGUCGCUAGACAAGCCGACUACGGAGACGACUCUGAAGCCUGAAUUGAAGCCACCCAUAAAGCCCGUCCCGGAGCCUCAUGAUGAGAGCACCGUAGAAUUCGAGACGGAGCAAGCGGGCGGUAAAGAUUCGUCUAAUGACUCCGUUCCUCCGGACGGGUCGGCUCGACCACAGGGCACUAAUGUUCUUCCUGUGUCGUCGGGAUCGGUAAUUAACGCGUUCAAGUUUCCCGGCCCACCGAACGCGAAUCGCAACGACUCGAAGACCGAGCACGAAGGAACCGCGCGACCUGACGAUGUUCAGGCAGGACACACGCAAGCACGUGACAAAAAUGAAAGCACACCCGCACCCGAUACGAUAAAAGAGGGUCAUCAUCAUACUCGUCCCCAACACGUGACCACUUCUCGACCGCUGCCCGAGAGUGAAAUGUCGGACGCCGAAGUUAUAAAAGAAUUCAACUUCGAUCCUCCCGGCCUGACCCUGGAAAUGGCAGUCUUCUACGACGCUGACUGCAAGAGAUCGUUCACCGAAGCCCUCGGCUCCUCGAGCAGUCUUGAGGAUGCCAUUAAGACCAUCAUUUCACAGGUGCAGGUCUUCUACAAGCCACCUUGGCUGAAAAACCCGCUGCACAUUGUCAUCACCGAACUUCGAUUGCUCGACGAAGGAGUCAAUCAGUUACUGGGAUCGGAAGAAGCCGACAAGCUGCUCCAGGGUUUCAGCAACUUCACUGCAAAGAGGAACGCGCCCGAGGAUCAACCGGGCCACUGGGACGUCGCACUCCUGCUCACUGGGAAGGACAUGCAUGCUGCGAGGGAUGGGAAGAAAGACACCAGCGUGUUAGGGAAGGCCUACUUAGGCGGCGUUUGCAGCCAGGAUUUUGCGACCGUCGUGGUGGAGUUUGGAUCGACCAACCCGAAGCGAAGACCGAUGACAACGUUCGGCCUGCAGACGAGCGACGUGGCCGCUCACGAACUGGCUCACAGCCUGGGCGUUCACCACGACGGCCCGCCGGAAAACGACGACUGCUCGCUAGACCGCUACCUGAUGGGUCCGUGGCGCACGUCCAACACCACAACCUGGUGGUCCCCGUGUAGCCUCCAGCUGCUCACCAAGCUCGACGAGAACGACAAGCUGUCGUGCAUCAAGAAGCCACUGUCCGUGAAGAGGCUACGGCAAGUUCUCCACUGGAACUCGUGGCGCAGCGAGCAUCCUCCUGGUCAGCAGUGGGACGCCGACGCGCAGUGCCGCGUCUUCCUCAAGAGCGAGGGAGCAAGGUGUAGCAUCAAGGCCGAAAACAUGAGCGCGGUGUGCCGUGCCUUGCAGUGCAAAAGCCCUGAAAGAAUUGGCCUAUUUGGAGCCGGACACGCCUUGGAGGGAACCUACUGCGGAGAAAGCAGCUGGUGCCAGGGUACCAAGUGCGUGCCCUUCCCCAAGUCCCUGCCUGUCGUUCCCGGUGGCUGGAGUGAGUGGGAAACGGUGACCGAGUGCAGCCAGCCGUGCCUGCAGCAUAGCGUGGCUCUCGUGCACAUGAAGAGGAAGUGCAACGAUCCGCGGAGGCAGAACACACUAGAAGGAUGCGAGGGCGACAACGUUAGGCUGAGGCCCUGCGACAUCAGCGCCAACGAAAAGGCUCCAAAGUGCACGCAUCCCAAAACCAACCAGCAGUACAUAGACGAAAAAUGCGCCCUCUACGCACGCUUCAAGCCCGAACUGAAGCCCAGGGGCACUCAGGUCCCCUACAGCGCAUCCCAGUCGUGGCGCGCCUGCGCCAUCCACUGCGGCUACAAGGGCGACGCGUUCAUCGCGGCCAAGUUCUUCCUGAACGAGCAGACCAACGAGACGGGCUUGCUGCCGGACGGCACCCGAUGCCACUUCGACAAGUCCAAGGGGGCCGCCUACUACUGCCAGCAAGGGCAGUGCGUCACGCUGCUCCAGAGCCUGGCCGGAAUACAGGACAACGAGGCCGGACAGGUCCUCGAAGUGGAAGACUCGGACUGGGCUCCGGACACCGAGGGUCGACGGCUGGUCGAGAAGUACCUGGAGUACGUGCCCGGCAAGGACUUCGCAGUGCUGGACGUGAAGAAAGUGCCUCCCGCACGAGCUCGCGUUGCCGUCGACGACCUCUAGCCUUCAGCCCCUGGACCUGCGUGCCACAUUUCGUGUCCUUCGAGAGCAAGAGAUUCGAACUGGAGAUAGUCGAGCUAGUUGGUGUCCGUGUUUGCACCCCUCACCUUGUUCCACGCAAAAGACUAACUUGGCUUCGCUAUCGCAUCGAAGCAUAUUACUUUUUGCUUGUUUUUUCAUGCAGCACUAGACAUCAACCCGGCGUCUUCUACCCACCUCCGGUUGGUGCCCAUUCAGUGACAACGAAUACAACAGCAACAUGCACUACAGUGUGAAAAUUGGUCGA
Messenger RNA from Rhipicephalus sanguineus (brown dog tick), 3160 nucleotides. RefSeq names its product A disintegrin and metalloproteinase with thrombospondin motifs adt-1. Gene Ontology annotation, biological process: proteolysis; extracellular matrix organization. The record is from RefSeq and is a predicted model, not a curated record. Bases 1 to 2877 code for a protein of 958 amino acids. NCBI's taxonomy places the organism in Eukaryota, Metazoa, Arthropoda, Arachnida, Ixodida, Ixodidae. The transcript is spliced from 18 exons. Gene Ontology annotation, cellular component: extracellular matrix. Gene Ontology annotation, molecular function: metalloendopeptidase activity.